AUGAGUAGUCCCCGAAUCAGCACUCCGCGUCAAUAUGGCGGGGGCCAUUUCGGUGCCACCGCAGGGCGAUCUGACAUCCGUAUGCCUCGAUUCUUCAAGCGGCUCUUCAAAUUCCCUCAGAUGGACUUUGAGAUGGCCGUCUGGGAGAUGACGCAUCUGCUGAUUGCGCCGAAGAAGGUGUUCAAGUCCAUCUACUAUCAUAAACAGACGAGAAACACCUGGCACCGACCUGACCCGUCCUUCACCUAUCUUUUAUCCUUUUUCCUCUUACUCACAUCCUUCGCCUGGUCGCUUGCCUACACGCCGUCCUUCGCCUCCGUCAUCAAGCUGGCCUUGAUGUUUGUCGUCAUUCAUUUCCUGGCAGGAUCUCUACUUGUAUCCACAUUGGCAUAUUAUCUUGUCGGCCGACUCUUGGGACCUGGAAUCGCCGGACUUCCCGGUCGGAGGCGCCAACAAGGACUAUUCGGCCCUCCAGGAGGAUCAAGAAGAGCCGAAGUGCUGGAGUUCGGAUACUGUUUCGAUGUCUCGAUACGAGCGUUCUUCCCACCAUACGUCUUACUUUAUAUCGUCCAAUAUAUCCUCAUGCCUGUCAUCAACCAUCAAAACCACGCGUCGACCUUCUUCGCCAAUCUACUUUACCUUGCAGCCGGGAUAUAUUGGAGCCUAAUCACUUUUCUGGGAUAUAAUGCCCUGCAUUUUCUACAUCAUACACAGCUUCUACUUUCCCCGAUGUUAGCCUGGAUUGUGAUAUGGCUGAUAUGCACGAUUCUGAACAUCAACCUUACGACUUUGGGCACGGGAUGGUUGUUUCUGGGCGUCAAGGGUUGA
Molecule: messenger RNA, 828 nt
Organism: Cladophialophora psammophila CBS 110553
Lineage: Eukaryota; Fungi; Ascomycota; Eurotiomycetes; Chaetothyriales; Herpotrichiellaceae
Exons: 3
Coding region: 1-828 (275 amino acids)
Cellular component (GO): Golgi membrane
Source: RefSeq, a predicted model, not a curated record